Molecule: messenger RNA, 2091 nt
Organism: Tetrahymena thermophila SB210
Lineage: Eukaryota; Ciliophora; Oligohymenophorea; Hymenostomatida; Tetrahymenidae
Product: transmembrane protein, putative
Exons: 6
Source: RefSeq, a predicted model, not a curated record
AUGAUAAAGUAUUUAGUAUUUGAUUAAAAUUAAAUCAAGCACGAAAAAACCUUAAAAUUUGAUGAUUUUUCUAUUGUAUUAAGUACUACAGACAUAAAGGAUUAGCAAAGUUUUAUAGGAAUUAAAUUUAUUAUUAACAAUUCUUUAAUUCAAGAAGAUUUCAAUAUAGAGAAAUAGAAUGUAUUAGAUCUUAUACAUAAAUCUACUUAAGAUUUAUCAAGUACGCAUGAGCUAUCUUAAAGCGAAGAUGAAAAAUUACUUUUAAAUUUUGAGUAAAUGAUUAAUUGCAUUAAAAAUAAAACAAAAUGCUAAUUUUUCGAUCCAUUAAAAGUUCUCCAAAAUAAAUCUUUAAUCAAUAAAUUUAUUCAUUUUGGAGAAGAUUUUACUUUGAAUAACUCAUAAGAUAGAAUACCUAAAUAAAUGAAUAGUGUCGUUCAUCACUUUUUUAGCAUGUAAAAAGAUAUUAAAAGUUAAAAAUCAAGAAAAUUACUAUAAUGCGAAGGCUGUAAUGAUUGUACUACAUUUGUUAUCCAAACUGUUUGUAAUGAAGAAUGCAUUCUAGGAUAUUUUCCUAAUGAAGUAUUUUUUGGAAAGUAAUGUAAAAAAUGUCAUUAAAGUUGUUUAGGAUGUGAUAAAGAAGGACCUAACGGGUGUACAUCUUGUGAUUAAGAUUCAUAGCUUUAUUAGAAUAAAUGUUGUAGAAUAAAAAAUGGUGAAUUUUACAAUUAGUAAACGAAAAAAUGUGAAUAGUGUCCAUAAAAUUGUUAAAUUUGUAUUGAACCUAAUAAUUGCAAGUAAUGCAUGGUUAACUAUGAAUUAAACUCAUUAAAUUAAUGUUUAUGCCUCUAUGGCUAAUACUUCGAUGAUAAUACGAAAUCUUGCUUAGAUUGUGAUAAAUCAUGCAAAACUUGCAAAUAAACUUCUAAGAGUUGUACUUCAUGUUAAGAUUUUCAAUUUUUAAACACUUAGAGUCUAACAUGUUAAAACUCUUGCGAUCAAGCUGGAUAUUAUGCUUUAGAAAAAAAUUGUUUGCCUUGUGAUUCAGCAUGCUUAACUUGCUCUGGAUCUUCUAAAAAUUGCACUUCUUGUAAAUUUGGUUAAUUAUUAAAUAUUUAGUCUUAAACUUGUAUAGAUGAGUGCCCAACAAACGGAUUUUAUAUUGAGAAAAAAAAAUGCAUACCUUGCGAUUCCUCUUGUAGUACAUGUUCAGGAUCUUCUAAAUGUACUACUUGCGCUAAGAAUUUUUAUUAAUAUGGAGGAGAUAAUCUUUGCAAACCUUGCAAUAAUACUUCCCUUAAUCCUGAUAUUAUUACUUAUUAAAUAGCUCCAUAUAAUGCUGAAUUAAAAACAAUAAGUUUGUAAAUCGACCCUCUUAAGCUAAUCCAAAAUAGAGAUUACACAAUUAUUUCAUAGCAAUAAAGUGAUAAUAAUUUAAUAUUCUAAUCCAUUUACUAAGUUUAAAAUACAAUACUAACAUCUGAUUAUGUUAACAUUAAUUUAUAAAAUAAACAAAAUGCUGUAAAUAAUGUAAAAAGCUUAGGAUAAAGCUUAUCUACAUAAGAAGGACUUAUUUAAUCUAUAAUUAAUAUUCUUAAAAACUUUUAAAUUUUGUGUUUGCUUUCUAACUUCGUUCAAUUAUUAGGACCUCUAAUUGUUUUUAAAGCAUAAUUACCUUAGCCUUUAUAUACAGGAGCCCUUUUAGGAGCAUCUUUUAUUUUUACAGAAAUUCCAAGCCCAGAUGAGCUAAGUAUUAAUUCAAAUACAACAUCAAAUGAAGAUAUUGAUAACCAUAAGAAGCUUUUAUAAUAACUUGGUUUUAAAGAUAAUAUUUAUCAAAAUUUAGCCCUCCCACAUUUAUUGUUAAUUAUAUCAGUAAUUAUAUCUUUAUUGUGUCUAUUUGCAAGAUAGGUCAUAGAAGGUAAGCAAUAUACUAUUAGAAUAGUGAACUUCUUGGUUAAUAUUAUGUCAUAAUUGCACCAAGGAUAUAUUUCUUGCACCUUACUUAGUAUAUAUUACUCUUUAGAAUACUCAUCUCAAAAAUAGUAUGCAAUAAUGCAAUUACGAGAGGAUGGAGAAGCUAUUUGGUGUUGA